Molecule: messenger RNA, 6388 nt
Organism: Erinaceus europaeus (western European hedgehog)
Lineage: Eukaryota; Metazoa; Chordata; Mammalia; Eulipotyphla; Erinaceidae
Gene: BRINP1
Product: BMP/retinoic acid inducible neural specific 1
Exons: 8
Coding region: 436-2721 (761 amino acids)
Biological process (GO): positive regulation of neuron differentiation; negative regulation of mitotic cell cycle
Source: RefSeq, a predicted model, not a curated record
CAUUCGCUCGCCGCCUCGCUCCGGUCCCCGGGGCUGCGAACUGAUCUGGCGCGGGGGGGGGGGAGGAGAAGGAGGAAGGAGGAGGAGGAAGGGGAGGAGGAGGGCAGAGCAGGCGAGAGAGCGAGCGAGACAGCCAGAGAGCCGGGAGGCACAGGGAGUAGCGACUGUCUUCCGGAGCCCGGAUUCAUGCCUGUCCUCGGGACCAGCGAAGGGGACUUGACGGCUGAGUAUGAGCCAGGCUGCUAGGAGCCAGGUACCCCCACGCCUGCAGUCCCCGCGCCGUUCCCGGUAUGCGAGCUGGACGCAGGGCUCUCCCAAGUUCCCACCGAACCGAGUAAAAAGCGUCGGCCCGAAGCUCUCCGCCAAAGACGGACAUUGACCCCAGGACUCCACAUAAUGGAGCAAGAAUGAGAGGAAAAAGGCCGGCAGAAAAGCAUGAACUGGAGGUUUGUUGAGCUCCUCUACUUCCUGUUUAUAUGGGGCCAUAUCUCAGUGCAGCCCUCCCACCAGGAACCAGCUGGGACAGACCAACAUGUCUCCAAGGAAUUUGAUUGGCUUAUUUCAGACAGGGGGCCAUUCCACCACUCCAGGAGCUACCUGUCCUUUGUGGAAAGACACCGUCAGGGAUUUACAACCAGAUAUAAAAUAUACAGGGAGUUUGCCCGUUGGAAGGUGAGGAACAUAGCCAUUGAGAGGAGAGACUUGGUUCGCCAUCCAGUCCCCCUCAUGCCGGAGUUUCAAAGGAGCAUCCGUCUGCUUGGUAGGAGACCCACCACUCAGCAGUUCAUCGAUACCAUCAUCAAAAAGUACGGCACCCACCUCCUUAUCUCUGCCACCUUGGGAGGGGAGGAGGCCUUGACCAUGUACAUGGACAAGAGCCGACUUGACAGGAAGUCAGGAAAUGCCACUCAAAGUGUUGAAGCUUUGCACCAGCUUGCAUCGUCCUACUUUGUCGACCGUGAUGGCACCAUGAGAAGGCUUCAUGAGAUCCAGAUAUCAACUGGAGCAAUCAAGGUCACCGAAACACGUACUGGGCCUCUGGGCUGUAACAGCUAUGACAAUCUGGACUCUGUGAGUUCUGUCCUUCUGCAAAGCACGGAGAGCAAACUGCACCUUCAAGGUCUUCAGAUAAUCUUCCCUCAGUAUCUGCAAGAGAAGUUUGUCCAGUCUGCCUUGAGCUACAUCAUGUGCAACGGUGAAGGAGAAUAUGUGUGCCAGAACAGCCAGUGUAGAUGUCAUUGUGCAGAGGAGUACCCACAGUGCAAUUGUCCUAUCACCGACAUCCAGAUCAUGGAGUACACACUGGCCAACAUGGCCAAGUCUUGGACGGAAGCUUAUAAGGACCUGGAGAAUUCAGAUGAGUUUAAGUCCUUUAUGAAGCGUCUCCCCAGCAACCACUUCCUGACCAUCGGGAGCAUCCAUCAGCACUGGGGCAAUGAUUGGGACCUUCAGAACCGUUACAAACUCCUGCAGAGUGCCACUGAGGCCCAGAGACAAAAGAUUCAACGCACUGCCCGCAAGCUCUUCGGCCUCAGUGUCCGCUGCCGCCACAAUCCCAACCACCAGCUGCCUAGAGAGAGAACAAUUCAACAGUGGCUUGCAAGGGUCCAGUCUCUUCUUUACUGCAAUGAGAAUGGGUUUUGGGGGACCUUCCUGGAGAGCCAGAGAAGCUGUGUGUGCCAUGGUAGCACUACUCUGUGCCAGCGCCCCAUCCCCUGCGUCAUAGGUGGGAACAACAGCUGUGCCAUGUGCAGUCUGGCCAACAUCUCACUCUGCGGCUCCUGCAACAAGGGCUACAAGCUCUACCGAGGCCGCUGCGAACCACAAAAUGUGGACUCAGAGCGGAGCGAGCAGUUCAUCAGUUUCGAGACCGACCUGGACUUCCAGGACUUGGAGCUAAAGUACUUGUUGCAGAAGAUGGACUCUCGCCUCUAUGUCCACACCACCUUCAUCAGCAAUGAGAUUCGCCUCGACACUUUCUUUGAUCCCCGGUGGCGCAAACGCAUGUCCCUCACUCUCAAGAGCAACAAGAACCGCAUGGACUUCAUUCACAUGGUGAUCGGCAUGUCCAUGCGCAUCUGCCAGAUGCGUAACAGCAGCCUGGACCCCAUGUUCUUUGUCUAUGUCAAUCCCUUCAGUGGGAGCCACUCUGAGGGCUGGAAUAUGCCCUUUGGGGAAUUUGGCUACCCUCGUUGGGAGAAGAUCCGUCUCCAAAACAGCCAGUGCUACAACUGGACUCUCCUGCUGGGUAAUCGGUGGAAAACAUUUUUCGAGACGGUCCACAUCUACCUGCGUAGUCGGACUCGGCUACCCACCCUCCUGCGUAAUGAGACUGGCCAGGGCCCAGUGGACCUGUCUGAUCCCUCCAAGAGGCAGUUCUACAUCAAGAUAUCAGAUGUGCAGGUGUUUGGCUACAGCCUGAGGUUCAACGGUGACCUCCUGCGCAGUGCAGUACAACAGGUCAACCAGUCCUACACACAAGGCGGCCAGUUCUACUCCUCUUCAUCCGUGAUGCUCCUCUUGUUGGAUAUCCGGGACCGAAUUAACCGCCUGGCCCCACCUGUGGCCCCCGGGAAGCCUCAGUUGGACUUGUUCUCCUGUAUGCUGAAACACCGCCUGAAGCUGACCAACAGUGAGAUCAUCCGGGUGAACCACGCCUUGGACCUCUACAACACCGAGAUCCUCAAACAGUCAGACCAGAUGACAGCCAAACUCUGUUAACUUGGACUCCUUGCCAUGAACUUUUCCCUUUUGUUGUACAAACAUAACAAAACAAAGCAAAACAAAGCAAAAGCAAACACAAAUUUGUAAAAUGUAAUUAAUAUUCAAAGAAAAGGAGGGGGAAAUCUUCACUCGUUGGAAACUAAAACGUUCUAGCAACUGUAUUAAAACGUUGGGCAUGUUUGUUUAUUUCUAUACUCUGUCAUGAAGAAGGGUCUCAGCCUUUGAGGAGCUUGGGGGGUGGAGUUGCUUCUUAGGCCUCAGGUGCUGUAUUGAGGGGGGAGUUGGGGGAGAGCAUAUGCAAUGAAUUGUAAAGAUCUCUGCUGUGCAGGUGCUAAGAUUAAACACUAAAAGAGAGAUAUAUGUAAUGUACAACUGACACUGCCAUUUUUCCUUGUGGGAGGAAAUGGACAUAGAUAAAGAAGAUAUUUCUUCGGUUAUGAUUUCUUCCCUCUUUAUGUUUAAUUCUUUGUUGUUGUUUUUUUAAUUCUCACACAAAGGUGGGGAUCCAAUGACAGUGCCCUCAUAUGCAUACUUCCUUUCAAUCUAAAUAAAUUAAAAUUAAUUGAAACUGAAGAGGUGGGCUUGGGGCAAAGGGCAUUCACGUAAUUGCAACAUGUUAAAGAAAUUAAGGGACCUUAGAUAUCAGCUCAGCAAACUCCUUAAGUCCAUUUGGGAAAUAGCCUUAAAUAGAAAAAGCAUGCCCCUGGCUAUACACAUACACACACCCCUUCCUAUUUCCUCUGAAAUACCUUUUCUUUUAAAUCAAGCUAGCUACUUUUGCCUUUUCUCCUCCCCAUAAACUGCCAAAAGACAAAUUAUUUUUCAGACUUGGAUCUUUUUUUUUCCUAUUCAGAAACCCCUUUCAACCUACUCUAUGCCCCCAAAUGGUGGCAGAUUUCCUAGAAGUGUUUUGCAUAUGAUAGCUUUAGUUCAAAUAAAAUUAAUAAGAUGAAUAAAAUCAAAUGCAUUUGUCUGCCAGAGAGAGUUCCCCAAGUAAAUGUCUGAAAAAUAUUGGUUAAUUUAGACUACACACACACACACACACACCACCACCACCACCACCACCAUUUAUUUUACAUUUAGGAAAGCUGAUAAGAUUUAUACAGAACUUGGGGAUAAAAGUGAGAGACGCUCAUUUCAAAACAUUCCUAUAAAGGGUUUGUGCAGAUACCACUUAGUCGCCAAGAACUCUGCAUCUGCCUACCUAUUUAUUACUAUUUAUUUAUCUAUAUUUAUUUUUGCUAAUAAGGUACUUGCUAGGUGUUUCUGAAUAUUCAUUUCUUUAUUACAGGAAAACAGGGUGACAAGUUUCACACUUUAAUUAGUAGAGCUCUUCUUUUUUGUGUGUGUCCAGGGUUAUUGCUGGGGCUCAGUGCCCACAUCAUAAAUCCACUGCACCGAGAGGCCAUUUUUUUCCCCUUUUGUUGCCUUUGUUCUUGUAGCCUUGUUGUGGUUAUUAUUGUUGUUGUUAUUCAUUGUUGGAUAGGACAGAGAGAAAUCGAGAGAGGAGGGGGAGAGAAAGAUAGACACCUGCAGACCUGCUUCACCACCUGUCUGUGAAGUGACUCCCCUGCAGGUGGGGAGCCUGGGGCUGGAACCGUGAUCCUUCCUAUCCUUCCUUAUGCCUGUCUUUGCGCUUUGCGCCAUGUGCGCUUAACCUGCUGCACUACUACCCGACCCUCCCCCCCCCCCCCCCCCCCCCCCGUAGAGCUCUUCUAAUCUAAAACUUCUGCCCAGUGCAAAUCUCUUUACCAUCUUACGGGAGAUUAUGAUUUGCUAACUGGGACAUUUCAGGGACAAAAAAAUUAUUAACUUUCUAGUCUCUUUUCACUGAAGAGCAGGAAUAGUGCACAUUCAAGGUUUGAUUAUGGCUAGACCUACACACUGACUAACUUUUAUGGACAUACACAUAUAUAGACACAUUCCCAGGCUGAAAUUAAUUUUUAUUUUAUUUUUUAUUUAUUGGAUAGAGACAGCCAGAAAUCAAGAAGGAAUGGGGGUGAUAGGGAGAGAGACAGAGAGACACCUGUAGACCUGCUUCACCACUUGCAAAGCUUUCCCCUUGCAGUUGGGGUCAGGGGCUCAAACCUGGGUCCCUGUGCAAUAUAACACUCAACAAAGUACACUAGCAUUUGGCCCCCUGAAAUUUAUACUUCUAUCUUAUGGUAAUGCUAGCCUAGAUAAAAUACAAAAACUAUUUCGGGUCACCAGUGUCUAUGAUAAAAUGAACCAAAGAGAAUGUUGUCCUUAAUAUAAUAAUUUGAAAAUGAAAGCAAGAGAGAACUUAAGUGCAUAAGAGGUAAAUAAUUACUUGAUUUAAGGUGAGGGGGCAAUAUACUUUAACAGUGAUCAGUUAUUUGAUUUUUUAUAUUUUUAUUAUUGGAUAGAGAGAAAUUGAGAGAGGAAUGUGAAAUAGGGAGAGACACCUGCACACCUGGGUCCUUGCACACUGUAAUGUGUGUGCUUAACCAGGUGCACUACCACCUGCCCCUCCACCAUCAAUACUUUGUAGUUCAAACUUUUAAUAUGGUUUACCACUUGUUUUUAAUCUAGCGUGAUUUUAUUAGGGAAUUCAGUAAUGGCUUACAAGAUGACAAGAGUAUAGUGCUACAAGGCAACCAACAUGAAAGUUCUAUGCCCCUUCUCCUGGACCCAACAGCCAUCAUAGUGAAUUAUUAUAGUGAUAUUAUACCACAGUUCUCUGCAAAUCCAUGUGUUUUAAUUAUCUAUAUUCCCCUCAAAUGAUGAAACCGUCUAGUAAUUAUCUUCUAGCCCCUCACUUCUUUUACAGGGUCACCUCCAGUUUUAUCUGUUUUGUCCUGCAGAAUACAAUAUCUUUUUUAAAUUGCAAAGUAGUUUUCCAUUGAGUAUAUAUCCCAUAGCUUCUUAUAUAUUCUGAUACCAGCCUUAAAACAUAACAUGCAAUUGACAUUUACACUAUAUCUGGAAUGUCCAAUUUUGAGAGAAGUCAGUGUUCAGUUAGGUUGGAAAUUCUUCAUGCCAGAGGUCACAUAAUACCUGUUCUUCAGGUACUAGAGUACUAGAUUUUGUUUUUUUUUUUAGAAGAUCAGUAUAUCAUCUGGCAUCUCUGCAUUACCUAGUAGAUGAAUGGAGGCAUGUCAUAAAAAUGAAAGUUUAUAAGAAAAUGACCCAUAAGUUUGUGCUUCUCAAAGCUAAAUUUAAAAAAAUAUAAACCAAUUAAAUAAUUAUUAUUAUAAAUACCAUGAGUGCUAUUGUGGGGUCAAACAUACAGAGAGAAACCUUGAAGAAGUUAUCUCUAUUGACAUGACUGUUAACGCUUCCACAGACAAGUUCAUUUUGAGUGUUAAAAACUAUCAGACUUUGGCAAGUACCAUGAAGAUGAGGAUCAAGGAUCAAGGAAACACCAUAAUGUGAAAACACAAAUGUAUAAAUAUGAGUUGUAUAAUUGCAGGCUGGUUUACAGAAUAACUUUUAAAAGGUAUCACUUUAAAUGACCCACCAACCAAGGUUAGUGAGGCUUUUGACUCGGUUGAGAAGUUGAAAUAAUCAUCCAUAAGCUUUAUGAUCUGAAGAAUGAAUUUAAGACUGUUGAUCUUUAAGUUGCCUUACUUCCUUUUUCCCUUCAUCUUUACCUUCCAAUCGCUUUCAAAGAUACAGAAUAAACAAUUGAGUUUGCAUAUCA